Musa acuminata AAA Group (dessert banana) is the source of this 1496-nucleotide messenger RNA. RefSeq names its product triosephosphate isomerase, cytosolic. Gene Ontology annotation, biological process: glyceraldehyde-3-phosphate biosynthetic process; glycerol catabolic process; gluconeogenesis. Gene Ontology annotation, molecular function: triose-phosphate isomerase activity. The coding region runs from base 325 to 1128 and encodes 267 amino acids. Gene Ontology annotation, cellular component: cytosol. The record is from RefSeq and is a predicted model, not a curated record. Lineage: Eukaryota; Viridiplantae; Streptophyta; Magnoliopsida; Zingiberales; Musaceae. The transcript has 9 exons.
CCGAGCCUGACCCGAUCACAAUGAUCGAGUUGGUUCAAAGCUGAGCCGGGCCAUGGCCAUCUUUUCCGGCCCGGUUAAUUGUAAGAGUCAUUUGGCCCAUUCAUACUGCCUCGUUCCGCCUUUCUCUCGAGUCUCGAGACUUGCACGGAACGGGAAAUCUGUGAUCGGACCGCCCCGAUUACUUGGUUUCCUCGUCCGAUUCUUGGAGAACAAUGGCCAGGAAGUUUUUCGUCGGCGGCAACUGGAAAUGCGUAGGCUCCCGUUUCUGAAGAGCUCUCGAUCGAUGACUUCAUUUGGAUUUGAUUUCUUCGCUGUUCACGGUUGAUGGAGCUUAGCGUCGCUUCUCUUUUUUCGGAUUGUUUCUUCGACAUCUCUGAAUCACCUGGUCUGUGGUUGUUCUACGGUUUCCGAAACGCGAGGACAAAGGGGGUUUUGAAUGGGACAGUUGAACAAGUCAAGAAGAUCGUCACCGUCCUGAACGAAGCUGAAGUCCCGCCUGAGGAGGUUGUGGAUGUUGUUGUGAGCCCUCCUUUUGUUUUCCUUAGUUUGGUGAAAAGCUUGCUGCGAUCUGAUUUUCAAGUUGCUGCACAGAAUUGUUGGGCAAGGAAAGGAGGUGCUUUCACAGGUGAAGUUAGUGCUGAGAUGCUUGUAAAUCUGGGCAUUCCUUGGGUCAUUUUGGGUCACUCUGAAAGGAGGCUAUUGUUGGGUGAAACAAAUGAGUUUGUGGGAGACAAAGUUGCAUAUGCACUCUCUCAAGGAUUAAAGGUGAUUGCCUGUGUUGGUGAGACACUAGAGCAGCGAGAAUCAGGAUCAACUAUGGAUAUUGUUGCUGCACAAACAAAAGCAAUUGCAGGCUGGAUAUCCGAUUGGAGCAAUGUUGUGUUAGCCUAUGAGCCAGUUUGGGCCAUUGGAACUGGCAAAGUUGCAACCCCCACUCAGGCUCAGGAGGUACACACAGCUCUAAGGAAAUUGCUUCAUGAUAAUGUGAGUCCUGAAGUUGCUGCAUCAACUAGGAUUAUAUAUGGAGGUUCUGUAAAUGGAGCCAAUUGCAAAGAACUGGCAGCACAACCUGAUGUUGAUGGGUUUCUUGUUGGUGGAGCUUCCUUGAAGCUGAAGAGUGUUUCUUGAUACAAGUGGCAGUUGGAUUUGUUCGCGUCUAUCAGCAUAGUCGACAUUGCCAAUUUAAUUGAAUAUGCACACUUGGAUGGAAUUGACACGACACAUUUGUUUGUGAAAACAACCUGUUUGAAUGAAUGAAGCAAGCAUAUCGUACUGAAGGCAGUCUGCUGUUAGAGAAACAAUUGAAAUGAAUGGUGUCCUCUGACCAGGAAGGAAUUGCACCACCUUACAAAAACUUGUCCAUUGUUCAUGCUUGCUGUUUCUCGAUUAUGUUCUUAUGGCUAGUUGAUCAUACCUGGCUGUAAAAAAUGAUCAGCCCUUCUAUAACUCUGCUACACUUUGAUUUCCCAAUCUGGUUUCUGACUUCUUUUUCCUUU